AUGAUCAAUGAGGGAGAUAUCGUAUUUGUCGACUACGGUGAAGUUCCACAGGUCGUGCACUGUCGCUUGGUCGCAGGGCAUGUGCAAAAUGACAUUUAUGUGAUCGUCACGCCGGAUCACGAUGUUUAUGAAGAGCAGCUCUCGAAUCUUAACCCCGACCUAGUGGGCUACUUCUAUGGAGGACCGGGUCUCGGCGCGCAUCCACCGGCUGGAGUCAAUCCUGCUAGAGUGUAUGGAUUUGGACCCAUGACUGCCAUAGAAUAUCAAAGGCUUAUGUUGCAGGGGCGGACUUAUGCCAAUGGGUUGAGGACCGCUUUGGGGCUCCCAGUGCUUGGGGCUCCGGCAGCUCCAGCUGCUCCAGCGGGUGCUCCGGCUCCUGCUGCUCCGCCUACAGCUUGGGUGGCGAUUGAAAGUCGCGGUGCCAUGCAGAGGGGCAGUGUGGUGUUUGCAGAGGGUCAGCCUCUGCCUCCUGGGGCAGUUCAGCUUGGAGACCGAGCCAUCAUUCCGGAUGCCUCGGGACACUCAAUCUGUUUGAAGCGAAUCCUUGUGACGCAGGUCGGCUCCAUGGAAAGCAAGGACCUCCGCACAUUGGACCCCAUCUUUGAUUCGCAAGGCAGCCGGCGAGCAGAAUUUGCAGACGCUGUGGCCAAGAUGUCUCAAGAAUUCAUGCCUGGAGGAGGACUCCAGCUGGACGGGCCAGCCUCAUGCCUUGGCGUGCUCAAAGGAAUGGUUGCUCGGGGCCUGACUCCGGUUACGGACCAUGAGAGGUGGGUUCUCACCAAUGAUAUCUCCAAGGGCGACCGGUCUAUCUAUGAGAUGGAGGUGAUCACCCGGGUGAUGGAGGCCUUCAUCAUGAUUGACCAGCUGAACGUGCCGAACCUGGUGGGGACAGAACUGCUCAUGCGUCGCUGGCAGGUGAUCCGUGAGGCGCAUCGUAUAUCGCCGGGAGCCCCCGACUACAGUGCGGCAGACAUUGUGAUGGGGUGGUCGUACAGGCGUGGCGAUGGCAUGCGCCAACCACUGGCGAAGUAUGUGGCGGAGGAACUCAAGGACCAGGCUGCAAUAGCCAAAGAAGCGAGGAAGGCCAAGGAAGAAAUGGCUGCUCGGGAGGUCUUCCUUUUUGAAGUUCUCUUCGGCAUGCUUGGCGAUGGUCGGUGGCGAGAUCUCUUACCUCUGCCCCUCUUCAGGCCUGCCUCCCCAGGAAGUCAACAGGAUUCAGGGGGUAAAAAUUUUGAGUCUGUGAGUUCUAAGCGAAACCGCGUUCGAAGGGAGGACAAUGUUUCCAAAGUCAAUGAGGUGAUCCAUGCUGUUAAUGAGAUGGCAGGCUUCACUGCCCCUUCGAAGAAACCUGCGCUCAAGGCGCAGUGUGCAGCACAGACAGUUUUGAUGAGGUCAGUGGCUAGCCUUCCUAGAUGUGCCGAAAGACCUCGUAUGCGUGAGGCUAUUCAUGAGCUUCUGCGCUUGAGCCCUUCUUCAGAGUACAUGUCCGAAGAAGUGGUACGAAGCACAGUUCACCCAUAUGACCCUUGCCUUGUUUCUCUUCCUGAAUGUGGUGCCGCUCCAUGUGAUGCCACUGAAUUGAUUGAUGAGCGAGGCCGAGACGUCUUGGAGCGGUUUGAGGACACGAUGAUAGCGUCGGAUGAGGCGUUGGGGAGUUUGUUUGAGUCGCAGAAACAUAUCAAACCAGAUCUUGAUGAGGUGUUUCAGAAAGAGCCUUCCAAGUACAUUGCCUUCAUUAAAGACCUGUACGAGCGGGGGAUGAUCGAAUUUCGGGAGCAUGCGAAGUCCAUCAUCACGCCUUUCUUCGUCACAAAGAAGAAUGGGAAGCUGAGGUUGGUUUUGGACUGCCGUGCCUCAAACCAACACUUCACCCCUCCGCCAGACAUCGCGCUGGCAGCGGGCUACACUUUUGGCCAGCUGGAGGUGGGAGCCAAUGAAGUGAUGUACACAGCUCAAAGUGAUGUCAAGGACUACUUCUACUCUAUAGGUCUACCGCGGGGGUUACGAGGAUAUUUUUGUAUGCCGUCUAUUCCCAUUGAAGAUGCAAAGGAGCUCUGUGAUUUAAGCGGUUUUGGCGAAGUAGACCGAGUCUAUCCUUGCAUGCAAGUGGUUCCUAUGGGUUGGUCAUGGGCUAUGUGGCUGGCCCAACGAGUGCACCAGCAUCAGGCAUGCAUUGCGCUUGAUAUCUCGCCCGCUCAGGUGCUGGCUGAUGGUCGCCCGCCUCCUUCAAUGAGCUCAGGCGAGCCCGUGAUCAUCCCAUACGCCGAUAACCUCAAUGUUUGUGGCAUUGACAGUCAAAGAGUGCAAUCAGCAAAAGAUAAAGUGGUACAGCAGCUUCAAUCUGUCGGCUUUCGGGUGCAUGAGGAAGAGGAUGCGAGUGCUGUGGUGCAGGCCUUGGGCUUCAUCCUUGAUGGACAGAAAGGUGAGGUUCGGCCGAUUCCUCGAAAGAGGGACAAACUCAGAUUAGUGCUGCUGUGGCUGUCCACCCGUCCCAAAAUCACUGGCAGAGCACUGGAGAGAGUCAUUGGGCAUUCCAUUCAUAUGUUCAUGCUUAGGCGCGAGUUGCUUUCCGUCUUCAGGGCGGUGUACGAUUUCAAAGUUGCACACUACAAAAAGCCAGUGAGACUGUGGGCAUCUGCGGCAAAGGAAUGCAAGUGGGCUGCGGCUUUGCUUUUAGUAUGUAAGAGCGACUUGAGGUUGCCGUGGUGUGGUGACAUCACAGUUUCCGAUGCCUGCUUGACUGGUACAGCCGUGGCAACGUUGCAUUCAGAUCCCAGCACUGCUAGGAGUGUCGGUCAAUGCCGUGAAAUGUGGAGGUUUAAAUCGAGGGACCCAUUGAGCCGUGCAAGAGAUGCAGUGCUGAAGUUAGAUCCGUUCGCUGAUGUCUCAUCCGUGAAGCCUUUGACGACGGAAAAGCAGGACCCCUUUCAGAUCAAUGCUGAGUUUCAACAUGUUCCAGAGAGUCUUGCCUGCUCGGACAAGUGGGUGACGCAGUUUGCAACCCGCAUGCAAUAUUCGGAACAUAUCACUUUGCUCGAGGGGAGGGGGUCUCUUCAAGCUAUUCGUCACAAAUUGCGAACUGCUCGUAACUUUGGGUUGAAGCAUCUGCACUUGGGGGACAACCUGGGCAUGACCUUAGCCUAUGACCGUGGGCGUGCGAAAUCUAUUCCAUUAUUGAUGUGUUGUAGGAGAGCAGCGGCUUACAGCGUGGCUGCAAAUUGCACCUUCACACAUAGAUGGUUGCCGUCAGAGUGGAGUGCCGCAGAUGGUCCGUCUAGGAGAUGGGAGUCGCAAGCCCCAAAGGUCAAGAGCAAGCGCAUGUGCAAGAAAGUCCGUGAAGGCCUCUGCUACCCCGAAAGCAAAGGUCAGGGCAUCCAACACCAGGUCCGGCAGUUCAUCGCAGCGCCUUCGAAGAAAGAGCUGAGGCAGUCCAUCCAAGGGAAGGACGAAGCGACCAGGGCAUGCAAACGCAAGGCCUUGGCAGAGAACAAGACGCUGCUGGAAGCGGCAGCGGUGGCGCCCCGGACUGGAGAGGAGUAUCAGCACAAGCUGAGAUUGUUCCAGUCAUUCUGCCGUGUCCAGAAGUUGAAGCUGCAAAGGCCGAAAAGCAUCGACCACGCAUUGAACUUGUUCCUCAACCAGUCCUUCCUCGAAGGUUGGUCCGUGGCAGAGGGCAACAAAUGUCUGGCGGCAGUGAUGGACUGGCGGCCAGAUGUCUCCAAACACCAGCUACCUCGCAGCCGUCGGUCUCUGCAAGGAUGGAAGAAUUUAGACCCGGGCGCGACACGCCCGCCGAUCGCAUGGCCUCUUAUAGCACUGAUCGCGCUGCAGAUGGUCGAGUCAGGCCACUUAGUGGAGGCUGUGGCUGUCCUACUGAUGUUCGUGAUCUAUGCCCGGCCUGGGGAAAUUUUUUCCAUCCGCAGAAUGGACUUGGUUGGCAGUCUGGCGUUGGGGAUGGAUUGGGCCAUCAACUUGCACCCGGCAGAGGAGUUGGAGGCGUCGAAAGUCAACGUGACGAACGAAACCAUCCUGCUCAACAGCCAGGAGGUGCCAUGGUUGGGCCCAGUGUUGGCAUGCCUGUCACAUCUACCCGAGGGGCCUCUCUUCGCAAGCACUUACCAGAAUGUGCAACAGGCAUGGAUGGCAGCUCAACAAACUUUGGGUCUGAAGGUCAAGGCCGUCUUGCACCAAUUGCGCCAUUCCGGCGCAAGUUGGGAUCGGUACAAGAACUACAGGGACACUCUGGAAGUCAAACUUCGGGGGCGAUGGCAGGCGGACAGCAGCGUUCGCCGUCCUUGGCUUAUGCGGCCUUGCAAAAUAAGACAGCGCGGCAAGAUCCUGGAGCUCUUCUCUGGAAGUGCUGCCCUGUCGAGGAGUUUCUUCAGACACGGUUUUUGUGUUGAAGCAUGGGGCAUUGAGUACAACUCUUUGUGCGAUCUAAGCAAUACUCAAACGCUGCACGGCUUAAUCCUCCGCAUCAAGUCGCGGGAGUUUGACUUUGUUCAUCUUGGGACGCCUUGUACCUCAUGGAGCCUGGCCAGACGCGACGAUGGACGUGGUCCAGGCGCCGUGAGGGACAGUGACCAGUUCCUCUACGGUCUACCACACCUCAAGCCCAAGGACCAGGCCACUGUGACCUUAGGCAACCUCCUGCUUGAGGUCUCGCGUGCAGUGUUUGAGGCUUGCAUGGACAGUGGUGUGGCAAUGUCGCUGGAGAACCCGGCAUCUAGCCGGCUCUGGCUGACCAGAGAAAUCCAGCAACUGUUGCAGCGCGGUGCACGCUCCGUUAACGGGAAAGAAUUCGGCUGGGCAGUGGAACACCAAGAUGGCUCAACCGUAUCCACCGCGCAUGUGCCGUGCCAUAGUGCGGGCUUUUCUCGCAAGACAGCAGACUACGAGGUCGGAUGUGGGGACAAGAUGAUGAUGUGGACUGGCGUUUUUCUCUUUCAGCUCCGAUGA
This is a messenger RNA of Symbiodinium natans, 4959 nucleotides long. The record is from the annotation of a GenBank genome assembly. Lineage: Eukaryota; Dinophyceae; Suessiales; Symbiodiniaceae.